Spodoptera frugiperda (fall armyworm) is the source of this 3632-nucleotide messenger RNA. RefSeq names its product FGFR1 oncogene partner 2 homolog. The record is from RefSeq and is a predicted model, not a curated record. The transcript is spliced from 5 exons. Lineage: Eukaryota; Metazoa; Arthropoda; Insecta; Lepidoptera; Noctuidae. The coding region runs from base 170 to 799 and encodes 209 amino acids.
AUACUCCGCCACAAAUGAAAUGAAAGCUAAUGGCUGCUGUACUCUAAUCACGAAACAGCUGAUAUGCGUCUUUUAGUUUUACAUAUAAAUCGGUGUUUUGUUUAAAUUUAUCGUUUGAAUUUGCUUAGAUGAAACGUUAUUCGUGUGACAAUUUUGUGUGGAUAUCAGGAUGUCACUGACCAUACAGCAAAUAAUUUUGGAUGCUAAACGACUUGCGGGACGUCUCAAAGAGCGCGAGACUGAAGCUGAUGCUUUGCUAACCGAAACUCAAACUGCUUACCGACAAAUACAUACGAUGAAACAGUAUAAAGAAGAAGUUGAUACUUUGAAUGAGGCCUCUCGUGAGAGACCACGUGGGGCUCUCAUUGGCAGUAUUGAGCGGGAGUCACGUCUGAUGAGGGAUGUACAACGUGAGAAUGGUGAGCUGAGGGCAGCUCUGGAAGAUCACAGACGAGCAUUGGAACUCAUCAUGUCCAAGUACCGACAGCACACUGAGAAAAGAGUAUGGGAGUCACGGAUAGAUUUUACAAAUGCUAUCAAUGAAAAGCAGCAGGAGUUGAUCCGGCAACAAGCUGAAAGAAUUAACGAGAUGACAAGUAUUAUGUACAAAGCCGUCACUUUGGAUGAAAAUAGUGAUGCGAGGAAAGAAGAGGAACUCUACCAAAGGCUCAUUACAGAAAAUAAGGGUUUGAGAGAAAUGCUCGAUCUGUCAAGGAGAUACGGGUCAGACCGUCCGUGUGUCCCGCUCACGGAGGACAAGGACGUGCAGACAGAUGGGCCGCCACUGUCUGGCGCGUGACGGUCCGUGCUCGAGCCCUGCCGCCUGUGAACGCACGGCGCUGGCGGCCCUGGAAUCGCCGCCUCGCCGCGACACUCUCAUAGGUAGACAACACACCUCCUGUCCGCACAUUUGAAACCCUAACAGCACGGACUCUUGUACUCAAUAGUGUGUACAUAUUUACUUAAGAAAACUACGUAACUCAUGUGUCCAAAGUCCCUCAGAAGUUAUAAUCCAGUACCAAUGAAAUUAUGUGUAGAUGACUUUAAUAUUAUAUUGUCCAAAUCUAAGUUUGGAUGUGUCGUGACGGUUAUGACGUCGGUAUGCAUUCGAAUUUAGUGACAAUAAUUGUCUUAUGGUAUCCUACGUAACUAUUGGGCAUUGUGGCCCGGAUUUCAUAACAGUAAGUAAUCUUAAUACGUGAUUGGGCUGAUUGUAAGGCAGUUGUGAUACAACUGUGACGUACUUGCUGUGAUAUGACUAGCAGAAUAUCAUCCACUUCGACUAGUACUUACUGUCCACGUUAUGAGGUGCAUCAAUGUUGCAAAUGAGAUGAUGAAUCGGAUUAAUGUCAGAUGUGCCGGCAGGGUUGUAUUGAUUUGCUAACAACAGUCACCGUUCCAGUAUACAACUUGUAUUUUAUUGUUACUCACAGGUUUUGGAUCUUAGGUCUUUUGACAUACGUACCUUUCAGAUUCACAUUUAUUUUAAAAAUGUGAGUGUUACAAAUUAAAUACAGCGAAGAACUACAAUGUAGCUAUUAAAACAUUUGGUUUAUCCUUUGGUUGUAUUUGAUGUUAAAUAUUAUAAAAUAGGAAUAUAUUUAAAUGGCGUUUCCAGUUAGAGCUCAUGUUAUAUCUAUAAAUAGAUUGUAUCGUGUUCACACAACGUCUAUAAUGAUAAUGCCAUUUUGUGUAACCAAAUCACUUGAUAUGGCAGAAACUGUGAUCUUUAGUAUUGCGCUGUUAAGUUGUAGAAUGUUUCAUUCACUGUGCUUCACUAAACACUCAACCACUUAUUAGACUAAUUGAUGAUAAUAAUACAUAACUUCAUUUGUUUUAAUUCAUAUAAUAUUAGACAUCUUCUUAUUGUAAUAUAAAGCUUGCAACAUCAUGGCAUGUGUGGUUGGUCACCUUUUAAUUUGAAUAAAGUUUAAUGAAAUAUAUUUAUCUCAAACCAUAAUAUAAUCUAUCAUUUGUUUGUAAUACUCGUCAUAUACCUACCAUAGUUAUGUUUUAAAUUCUAGUAAAUGUACUUUGUUUAGCAUGAUAUUAGAAUUCUCGAAUUACAUUUAGAAUUAAAGAAAUUGUAACUUUUAUUUGUCACUGCUCUUACGACCUCCUUGAUGUCCUGCAGAAAGAUAUAUAGGAGGGUUAAAUUGAGUAUUAUAUUAUCAUUACCUAAUCACAUGUUUACUAGUCAAUUCAUUGAGCAGGUCUAAUACUGUAUACCUAACACUGCAUAGGGGUUUAUGUUUUAGUUCAUGUUGUUGAAUCAUAGUUAAAAUAGAAAGUAACCUGCAUCAUCUGUUAUGAUUGUUGAGUGUGCAAAUUGAUUGCAAUAGUGUUUAUCAUUAAAGUAUAUGCAAUAUUUUUUCAUGUAAUUUAGCGGGAUCAGCUUUGAAUGUUAGCAUAAUGGUAGAAGUUGUAGAUGAUUCUUUGUAGGGAACUUCGUAAAUUCUUAAUGCCAGAGGCAAAUACAAGCAAUACACUAAGAACUGUUUUACAUGUAAGGUAUCUUCGUUGACUCAGGCUCACUUCAUGAUCAUUACUUUAGUGUACAAUAGGGUAGCUGUGCUUGUCUUGCAUUUCAUUGGAAAGUAAUAUAGAAUAAUAUAAUAUUUACUCAUCUACAGGAUACAUUCGAUGCAAUAAUUUGAGAUAUGACAAGGUUCAUUUAUGAGAUUUAUAAUGUUCUUAGAUAUUAGAGAUGAAUAAAAUUGUUAUUAUAUAAACCUACGACUUGAUUUUCCCUUUACCUGGUUGUGUGGUUUACUUCGUUUAUAGGACAAUUUAACCAAUCACCAAUGAAAAUUUUAAGGAUAAUGUUGAGUUCUUAUUUCCUUUAAGUAGUUAAUAAGUAACCUUGUUAAGAUAAAUUUAGGAGUGCUUACUUGUGUUUGUAUCUUAUGUUUAUGGUCACUGUGCCGACACACCCACUUGCACAAAUAGCAAAAUGUUAGUAAAUUGUUUUAUUUACAUUCAUUAACUGAACAAUCAGGUUUAAAACACCAUUAUUAAAAUCAAUAUUAAUAUAACCUUAGUAAAAUUUAUGAUAAAUGAAUUUUGGAAGGAAAUAGAUCUUUGUUAAAAACUAUUUUUACAGUUAAUUAGAUGUUAAAUUAUAUUUUAAGGGUCCUCAUUAUAUGGCUCCAGAAUAUAUAGAAAAUAUUAUAAUUCAAAUACCUAUAUUGUAUGUUUCUUAAAUGUACACGCUUGUAUGAGGUUUUAAACUUAAAAACACAUGUAGUUGAAAAAAGUUUAGAAUAAUGUUUCUGCUUAGUUGAUAUGCAUUUAUAUUAUACCUCAUUAUUGGGAAUUAUACCUCCUAUUUUGUUAAACCUAGAUGGUUUCUUGUGGAACCUUUAUGUAAUGUGCUAAAAUCUUUAGUUAGAGACAAUUUAUGAAAAAUCUGUGUGAUAAAUCCAGUCCACUUGAGACUUGUAAUUGUUUCAUAUCUGGCAAUGCCGAUAAAAUUGGCGUAAUGUUUCGAAGACAUACAUAGAUACCUCUGUUAUGAGCAAUGGUAGGGGUCACUAGUUUUUUCUGCUGUAGAACAACACUGUAGAGCAAAAUGAUUAAUGUAUGUUUAAUUAAAAAUGUAAUUGAUAAUUAUAUGAUAUAAAAACUAAUAA